Clarias gariepinus (North African catfish) is the source of this 8043-nucleotide messenger RNA. It is a transcript of the gene cacna1ba, whose product is annotated as calcium channel, voltage-dependent, N type, alpha 1B subunit, a. Lineage: Eukaryota; Metazoa; Chordata; Actinopteri; Siluriformes; Clariidae. Bases 695 to 7534 code for a protein of 2279 amino acids. Gene Ontology annotation, biological process: calcium ion import across plasma membrane; chemical synaptic transmission. The record is from RefSeq and is a predicted model, not a curated record. The transcript has 48 exons. Gene Ontology annotation, molecular function: high voltage-gated calcium channel activity. Gene Ontology annotation, cellular component: membrane; neuronal cell body; voltage-gated calcium channel complex.
AUCAAAGAGUCGCUCUCGUGUACUUUUGAUACAUUGCUAUUUUUAUUAUUCUAAUUUUUUUUUCUUGCUCCACACAAAUCAGUUUAUUUAUUUAUUUAUUUAUUUAUUGUGUGUGUGUGUGCGGCGCGCAUGCAGCAUCACUGGAGCAUCUCUGAUGGAAGUCGGAACCUGGAGAACCUGAAGAACCUUCUCCACCCAAAUCCAACCGGGAUCUUAUUUAAUAGAAAUAAAUAAAUAAAAACAAGGAAAGAAAGACAUCAGCGACUGGGAUCGGCUGCAGUACAACAGAGUAACACAAUUGAAGAGGUGUGUGUGUGUGUGUGUGUGUGUGUGUGAGAGAGAGAGAGAGAGACCAGGUUUUAAGCGUAAAGGGAAAUGAAUGCCGGAUUGUGCAACAUGAGAAGAUAAACUUCAGACGCAUCUGGUUAUUUUUUUAAUGGAUUCCAGAGAAGAUAUGUCGGAUUAAAAGCCCACACCAGGCCACCUUUUUCUUGUCUUUUUUUCCCCCCCUUCUUGUGUCCCUUUUCUGUCCUGUCUCCCGAGUGAUGCUUGCUGAAUGGGCUGCUCUGUCGGAUGCUGUAGCAGUGCCUCACUCAUCCUGAUGCAACCUGGUGCCUGGGACUACACCGCGCGUUGUGAUGCUCCUUCUGCAUGCCCAGUCUGAUACCGAGUCUCGUUCCUGCGCGUUACUAGAAUGGCCCGUUUCGAAGACGACCUGCCGGUCCGGUAUGGAGGCGGCUCUCCGUCGGGUGCGGGCCGAGGGCCGAGCCGGCAGCAGGGCCCCCCGGGCGCCCACAGGAUCUAUAAGCAGACCAUGGCUCAGCGAGCCCGCACCAUGGCCAUCUACAACCCCAUCCCUGUCAAACAGAACUGCCUCACCGUCAACCGCUCUCUCUUCAUCUUCAGCGAGGAUAACGUGAUUCGGAAGUACGCCAAGAGAGUCACGGAGUGGCCUCCAUUUGAGUAUAUGAUCCUCGCCACCAUCAUAGCCAACUGUAUUGUCCUGGCCUUGGAGCAGCAUUUACCUGCAGAAGAUAAAACCCCGAUGUCUGAGCGACUGGAUGACACAGAGCCCUACUUUAUUGGCAUAUUUUGCUUUGAGGCUGGGAUUAAGAUCAUCGCGCUUGGCUUUGCGUUUCAUAAAGACUCCUACCUCCGUAACGGCUGGAACGUAAUGGAUUUCGUCGUAGUGCUGACAGGGAUUCUGACUACCGUUGGGGCAGAUUUCGAUUUGCGGACGCUCAGGGCAGUACGAGUUCUACGGCCGCUUAAGCUGGUGUCUGGAAUUCCCAGUCUUCAGGUGGUUCUGAAGUCCAUCAUGAAAGCCAUGGUGCCUCUGCUGCAGAUCGGCCUGCUUCUGUUCUUUGCCAUCCUCAUGUUUGCCAUCAUUGGCCUGGACUUCUACAUGGGCAAGUUCCACCGUGCUUGCUUCAGAGAUGACACCAAUGAGCAGGUGGCCGAGUUCCCCUGUGGACUGGAUUAUCCAGCGCGCACAUGUGAAAACGGCACCACCUGUCGAGAGUACUGGCCCGGCCCCAACUUUGGCAUCACCAACUUUGACAACAUCCUCUUCGCCGUGCUCACCGUCUUCCAAUGCAUCACCAUGGAGGGCUGGGUGGAAAUCCUUUACAAUGCCAACGAUGCCUCAGGGAACAUCUGGAACUGGCUGUACUUCAUCCCCCUCAUCAUCAUCGGUUCCUUCUUCAUGCUUAACCUGGUUCUGGGAGUGCUGUCAGGAGAGUUCGCUAAGGAGCGCGAGCGUGUGGAAAAGAGGCAGGAGUUCCUAAAGCUGCGAAGACAGCAGCAGAUUGAGCGAGAGCUCACCGGCUACCUGGAAUGGAUCUGCAAAGCAGAGGAAGUCAUGCUUGCUGAGGAGGACAAAAAUGCUGAGGAGAAGUCUCCACUGGAUGGGGCCUGGUACAAGAGGAAAUGCAACAACCCAGUUCUGAAAAGAUCCAAGAAGAGCAAAAACGACCUCAUCAAUGCAGAAGAAGGGGAGGAUCAUUUCACGGAUAUCUCAUCAGUUGCACCCCAGGGCUCGCCGUUUGCUCGGGCAAGCGUAAAAAGCAGCAAGAACGAAAGCUCCUCGUAUUUACGGCGGAAAGAAAAACGAGUGCGCUUCUUCAUACGGCGCAUGGUGAAGUCUCAGGGCUUCUACUGGACCGUGCUGUGCCUGGUGGGUCUGAACACGCUGUGUGUGGCUAUAGUGCACUACGACCAGCCCGAGUGGCUCACCUACGCUCUCUAUCUGGCAGAGUUCGUAUUCCUGGGCCUUUUCCUGAUUGAGAUGAGUCUGAAGAUGUACGGCCUCGGCCCUCGGAGCUACUUCCACUCUUCCUUCAACUGUUUCGACUUUGGCGUGAUUGUAGGGAGUAUUUUCGAGGUGAUAUGGGCGGCAGUUAAACCCGGGGCGUCUUUCGGCAUCAGCGUGUUACGAGCUCUGCGGCUGCUGAGGAUCUUCAAGGUUACAAAGUAUUGGAACUCUUUGAGGAACCUGGUGGUGUCUCUGCUCAACUCUAUGAAGUCUAUCAUCAGCCUGUUGUUCCUCCUGUUUCUCUUCAUCGUGGUGUUCGCUCUGCUCGGAAUGCAGCUUUUUGGGGGGCAGUUCAAUUUUGAAGACGAGACCCCAACAACAAAUUUUGACACGUUCCCAGCAGCAAUUCUGACUGUGUUCCAGAUUCUGACCGGAGAGGACUGGAAUGCAGUGAUGUAUCAUGGGAUCGAAUCCCAAGGAGGAGUUGGCAGUGGCAUGUUCUCCUCCGUCUACUUUAUCGUCCUCACGCUAUUCGGAAACUACACUCUUCUUAAUGUCUUCCUGGCUAUUGCUGUUGACAACCUUGCCAAUGCACAGGAACUCACUAAGGAUGAAGAGGAACAAGAGGAGGCCAUCAGUAAGAAACUGGCACUCCAAAAGGCUAAAGAGGUGAAGGAAGUCAGCCCCAUGUCAGCUGCUAGCAUUUCUCUCGCAGCGAAUUAUGUCUGCUCCCCCGCCCAUCACUACUUGAGCCAAGAGCAGAGGCGCUCACUGAAGAUGAUGUCCGUAUGGGAGCAGCGCACUACACAGAUCCGUAAGCACAUGUUGGCCAGCAGCGAGGCCCUGUACCACGAGGAGCUCAACACCCGCCUGAGCUCCAGCCAGCACCUACGCCCUGACAUCACCACCCACCUGGACCGGCCACUGGUGGUGGAGCCGCGAUGCGACUGGGACAAACCCAGGGACUUGAGAGUCGAAGCAGGCACACCUGAGGACUCUAACCCACAAGUACCCCCUGACCCCCUUGCCAUGGAGCCUCCUCAAUCCCAGCCCCCACGUAAACACCAUCAUCGGAGACGCGAGCGAACUUCCAACGACGCUCAAGAAAAUGGCGAAACGGGAGCCUCGCGCCACCACGUACACCACAGCCGUAGCAAAGAGACUGAGGGAACACGGGCUAAAGAUGGCAAGAGUGAGCGCAGCCAUAGCCGCGAUGCUAGGGGAGAACACAGGCACCACCGGUCACAUAGGGCAGGACGUGAGGGCAAUGGCGUGGUCAGCGCCAAGAGCGAGAGACGCUCGCACCACAGAGAAGGGUCACGUUCGGGAAGGGGGGACGGAGAGAGGAGCUCACGAGGGGAGGAAGGGGGCAACGGGGGCAACGGGGGCAGGAGGAGGCACCGGCAGAGGGCUGGCAAGGCACAGUGCGGGGUAGAGGACGGGGAGCAGAGGGAGAACGGAGAGCGAGAAGAGGGCAAGCCUCCAGGACACAGACAAACUGAAAUGGGUGGAGAAAUGCUGCCUGCAAGUUCUCAGCAGCUCGUAAUGGGGAGCCGGUGGGGUUUGGAUAAACCGGAAGAUUCGGAUAACCAGCGAAAUGUGAGCCGCACAGGAGGCCUGGGGGUCCACAUCCCCGUCACCAUCACCUCUCCACCUGGAGAGACCACUCUCAUAGCCAUGAACAGUAUAGACAGCGAGACAGUGCCCAUGACUGAGAAGAACCUGGACGAGGUGAACCAGAGCGGUCCACGCCCUAUCCUUCCUUACAGCUCCAUGUUCAUCUUCAGCCCGACUAACCCGGUGAGGCGUUUGUGCCACUACAUAGUCAAUCUACGUUACUUUGAGAUGUGUAUCCUGAUGGUCAUAGCCAUGAGCAGCAUUGCACUGGCUGCAGAAGACCCGGUUAACGCCAACGCUGUGCGAAACUAUGUGCUGAAGUAUUUGGACUACGUCUUCACCGGGGUGUUCACAUUUGAGAUGGUAAUUAAGAUGGUGGAUUUGGGCUUGUUGCUGCAUCCGGGCGCGUACUUCAGAGAUUUGUGGAAUAUUCUCGACUUUAUUGUGGUCAGUGGAGCUCUGGUGGCAUUCGCAUUCACAGGGACCAAAGGCAAAGACAUCAGUACCAUCAAGUCCCUCAGGGUGUUACGAGUCCUGCGGCCCCUGAAGACCAUCAAACGCUUGCCGAAACUCAAGGCCGUGUUCGACUGCGUGGUGAACUCCCUGAAGAACGUGCUGAAUAUCCUCAUCGUCUACAUCCUCUUCAUGUUCAUCUUCGCUGUCAUAGCUGUGCAGCUUUUCAAGGGCAAAUUCUUCUACUGCACAGACGAGUCCAAAGGACUGGAAAGGGACUGCAGAGGGCAGUUUUUGGAGUAUGAUAAGCAUGAGGUCUCGGCCCAGCCCAGGGAAUGGAAGAAAUACGACUUUCACUAUGAUAACGUGCUGUGGGCCUUUCUUACACUCUUCACUGUGUCCACAGGAGAGGGCUGGCCUACUGUUCUGAAGCACUCCGUAGACGCCACCUUCGAGGACCAGGGUCCCAGUCCUGGCUACCGCAUCGAGAUAUCAAUCUUCUACGUAGUCUACUUUGUCGUCUUCCCUUUCUUUUUUGUCAACAUCUUCGUGGCCUUGAUUAUUAUCACCUUCCAGGAGCAGGGGGACAAAGCCUUGUCGGAGUGUAGUCUGGAGAAAAAUGAGAGAGCGUGUAUCGACUUUGCCAUCAACGCCAAACCGCUGACACGCUACAUGCCCCAGAACCAGCAGUCUUUCCAGUACCGGAUGUGGAAGUUUGUCGUUUCUCCGCCAUUCGAGUACUCCAUCAUGAUCAUGAUCGCCCUCAAUACCGUUGUCCUCAUGAUGAAGUACUACGAUGCUCCAAACGCUUAUGAAGCAAUGCUGAAGUAUCUCAACAUCGUCUUUACUGCACUUUUUUCGAUGGAGUGCAUUUUGAAGAUCAUUGCUUUUGGCCCUUUAAACUACCUGAAGGAUGCAUGGAAUGUGUUUGACUUUGUGACAGUGCUCGGGAGCAUUACGGAUAUCCUGGUCACUGAGUUCAAUGACCGUCUGUUGAACCUGAGCUUCCUGAGGCUGUUCCGAGCCGCCCGUCUUAUUAAGCUCCUUCGGCAGGGUUACACCAUCCGCAUCCUGCUUUGGACUUUCGUGCAGUCCUUCAAGGCUCUGCCUUAUGUCUGCCUUCUGAUCGCUAUGCUGUUCUUCAUUUAUGCCAUUAUAGGAAUGCAGGUCUUCGGAAACAUCGAUCUGAAUGAGGACACGGCCAUCAACCACCAUAACAACUUCCAAACUUUUCUGCAAGCUCUUAUGCUGCUCUUCAGGAGCGCUACGGGAGAAGCCUGGCACGAGAUCAUGCUGUCGUGUCUGAGUCACCGUGCGUGUGAUCCCAACUCCGGCACGCCGGGAAACGAGUGCGGCAGCGACUUCGCCUACUUUUACUUUGUCUCCUUCAUCUUCCUUUGCUCCUUCCUGAUGCUGAACCUCUUUGUGGCUGUAAUCAUGGAUAAUUUUGAGUACCUGACUCGGGACUCCUCCAUCCUCGGCCCGCACCACCUGGAUGAGUUUAUCCGCGUGUGGGCUGAGUACGACCCGGCGGCAUGUGGCCGUAUCAAGUACCGCGAUAUGUAUGAGAUGCUGCUCCACAUGUGCCCACCUUUAGGUUUGGGAAAGAAAUGUCCGCCACGAAUCGCCUACAAGCGUCUGGUGAAGAUGAACAUGCCCAUCGCCGAUGACAACACCGUCCACUUCACCUCUACGCUCAUGGCUCUCAUCCGGACUGCGCUGGAGAUCAAACUGGCCUCAGGAAUCGUGGCCCAGCGUCUGUGUGAUGCCGAGCUGAAGAAGGAACUGGCGACUGUCUGGCCAAACCUGUCUCAGAAGACCAUGGAUCUUCUGGUGACUCCACACAAACCUAAUGAGCUGACGGUUGGGAAGGUGUACGCUGCCCUCAUGAUCUUCGAUUACUACAAACAGAACAGAGCCAAGAAAAUCCAGAUGCAGCAGCAGCAGGCCAAAGAGCAGCCAGCACCACAGAACAAUGUAGGUGCUCUCCUGGAGCCCAUUCUCGGCCCUAUGCAGGAGAAGAGCAGGAGCAUGAUGGAAUGUCCGUCAGAUUUCCUGCCUUCCAUCAGACCCAGCUCUACCACACUAAACAACGGACACACACCCCACGACAACACCAUUAAAGGCUCCUCGUCUUGGGCUUCAGAGAAAACCAAAGAGGUCCCGAGGUCAAGGAAACGACCCAUCCUGAGGGGCCAGUCAGAGGACAUCUCAAACGCAAACACUGCCCAGGUGUCAGUAGAGAUGAGGAAAAUGGAGAACAGUUCCAGCACAGUAGCUCCUGCUGGUUUAGAGGGUUAUGGACGAGCGGUAUCCAUGCCUAAACUCAACGCAGAAAUGCAGAGAAGUCAUUCACGUCACUCUCCAGGAACCUUACUCGCACCCAUUCCUGACUCCCCCUUGAGACGCUCGGUGUCCACGUUUGCCCCGCAGCGUCCCCCGGAGGUUACCUUAAACGAUUACAUUCUGGAGAAGCCCGCACAAGAUCGGCCACAUCACCAUCAUCAUCAUCACCGCUGCCAUCACCGGAGAGACAGAGAGAAGAAACAGAGGUCACUGGAUAGGUCACCUGGUGGACAGCCUAAUAACACGGGAGGCACGGCAGCUGACCCUGCAGGGAACUCCAUGAGUCGAGAAAGAGGGCACGACCGAGGCCGUUCCCACGAAAGGAAACACCAUUCGUCAACAGCGGAGAAGCAGCGUUACUACUCGUGCGAUCGCUACGGCAGCCGCGAGCACUUUCCGGCUAAACCUGCGCCAGCCAGCUGUGCCACCUCGCCCGGAGAGGCUCAGGAGACCACCUUUACCAAGCAGGGCAGUGGUUGGGCUAAAGGGAGCCCGGUGUUGUUGAGUUCGGGUUCGAGCACACCCAGCCGCGGGCGCAGGCAGCUGCCCCAGACGCCCCUGACCCCUCGCCCAGCGGUGGCCUACAGGACUGCCAACUCCUCCCCCGUGUCCUCUGCGGGCGCCCAGAACACCCUCCCUCCCCCGAGUCCCGUAAUGCGCAUCAGCUCCGAGCCGUACCUCCGGCCCCAGACCUCGCUGCUGAGCCCGCAGCAGAUCGUGACCCUCCCGCCGCUGUCCCAGCAUUCCCUGCUCGGGAUGCCCAACGGGUUUCACUUCAUCACGGGCCUGACCACGGGGCCUGGCGGCAGCAGCGACAACGUCCAGCGCUACUACCCCGAAGCAGAGGAGGAAGAAUGGUGCUAGUACGGCUUUAACAGAAACACAUACACACACUCAGAUGUCCACGCACAGAUUUGCUGAUGAUUCGCAGUGUGUUUUUCCUUUUUUUUUUUUUUUUCUUGUAAAAUUUUGAUGAGUUUUAUCAUCUCUUUCACGGGAACAUGUGUAUGUGGGCAUUCUUUCGUUUCGGCAGAGAGGGAACGAGGACCUAAAUCCCCUGACUGCUUUUUGAUGUAUUUUAAUAUCUCAAAUUCUGCCUUUAUGAUGAAGACAUGAUAGAUCUGGAUGUGUAUAUAGGUUUCUGCUUUUAAUUCCCCCCCUGCCUUUGUGAGAGAGGUCACAGUCUGAAUGUUGGACAACCACAACAACCGCAACAACAACACAAGUAAAGGUCUGGGGAAACCGUGUCCUAUAGAGCUCAGCUGCUUCAAAUGCAACGUUUCACUGUCUUCUGGCCAGCUGUCCAGUGAGCUGCAUCUCCAGACGCAAAUUCCCACUAUAUAUAUAUAUAUAUAUAUAUAUAUAUAUAUAUA